Molecule: messenger RNA, 721 nt
Organism: Metschnikowia bicuspidata var. bicuspidata NRRL YB-4993
Lineage: Eukaryota; Fungi; Ascomycota; Pichiomycetes; Serinales; Metschnikowiaceae
Exons: 1
Coding region: 22-684 (220 amino acids)
Source: RefSeq, a predicted model, not a curated record
CUGUUUUCAAACGAGUUAUGUAUGCUUCUUCAGAGAAUCCAGGAUAAAUCUACUUAUGAGGUCCCCUCAAAUCUAAGGGACUUUCAUGAGGUAAUGAUGCUUGCCAGGAAGCAAGCUUGUGCUGCGACAGAAAAUGUGAUAUGUGCUUUUGAGAGCGUAAGUUCGAUCGGAAAGCAUUUCAUCGGAGUCAUCAACCGGCUCCAAGCAUCGGCAACAAGAUUCUUGAUGCUCAACGAGUCGCGCCAGUCUUUUGAUUCCGCAGGGAAUAACAUUUACGAGCAGCAUCUUUGUGAGUGUCUUACAGGCUGUGAAGAUUUGCAGCAGGACAUCUUGCUUUUCAAGGACGUCAUAUCACAAAGCGAAGAACUCAUGGCGGAUAACACCCGACAUAUCUCUACCAGCAUGCGCAACACAAUAGUGUAUUCGAAAAAAAUAAAGGACACUUUUGCUGAGAUAUACAAGAAUGACGAAUCUUCGUGGCAACACAUACAGGCAGUCAUUAGUGCUAGUGAAGCAUACAAAAAGUGCACCAGUUUCCUUACCGAAAUGACACCUGAGCGAUUGUUUCGUUUUCUCAAACAUGAUUUUGCCAAGUUGCAAGCGGACGUCAAGAACAUCGAUCAAAUAUGUGGGCUUUUGCUAGAUCAGACGCGAAAGACUCUCACGAAUUCACAAAGUAUAUAGAUUAACAGUAAUAAAAUUUUGACAGAGUUAGGGAUGG